This is a messenger RNA of Moneuplotes crassus, 1427 nucleotides long. The record is from the annotation of a GenBank genome assembly. Lineage: Eukaryota; Ciliophora; Spirotrichea; Euplotida; Euplotidae.
AUUCUAUACUAAAUUAAAAAUGAUAAACAUCCCAAGUACAAUCGAAGACCCAGCAUAUAGGUAUAAGAUGCCUAGAAUGGAGCUCAAGCAAGAAAGUAGACUUAAUGGAGUGAAGACUAAUAUCUUCAACCUGUCUGAUGUCGCUGAAGCCUUGAGAGUUCCAGAUGAUUUCAUUAUCAAAUACAUGUGCGCAGAGCUUGGAGUUGGGAAGGAAAAGAAAUCAAUCAUUAAGGGAUCUCAUCCUUACGAGAUCAUGGUUGAAGUUUUAGACUCCUUCAUUACCAAAUUUAUCCUCUGUCCAAAGUGUAAUCUGCCGGAAAUCUCACUUUUCGCAGAGAAGAAAAUACUGAAGGGUGGUUGUAGAGCUUGUGGUAAGGUGAGCAAGCUAGACAACGCCCACAAAAUCUCCAACCAUAUCAUUAGGAACAUUCCUAAGGAUAUGAGUGAGAUCGAUGUCAAGAUCAGAGUAGGUGACGAAGAUGACAAGAGCACCACUAGCAAAAAGUCUAAGAAAGGCAAAAAGGGUAAGAAAAAGAAGAAGGACAAGGACCUUGAAGAGAGCAAAGAAGACGAGAAGGAAGAAUUAGAUGAUGAGGAAGAAAAACUCACAAUUGAGUCCACCGAGGUAGCAGAAACCAUUGAGUCUAUCUCUGAUAUCUUCACUGAAAAAGGCGACGAUAUGAGUAUAGAUGAUAAGAAAGAUGAAAUCAGGAACCAAUGAGUAUCGAUUGCUGCGGAGAGAGAUCUUAAAUAUUACAUUGCUCUUAAUUCUAUUCUAUGUAAGAUUCAGCCAGAAGGAGAAGACCAAAAGGCAAAGAAUGUAUACAUGAACACAAUAUUGCUGACAUUCCAAAAGAGCGCUUCUAUAUUCACCUCCAUGAUUGAAGAAGAUGGAGAGGAAGGAACCAAAUGCUUCAUUAUGGCCAUGGUUAACUUCUUUAUUACUCAAAGACCUGACUUGGACAUCGCCAUCGCCGGGUUCUGUAAGAUAGCUUAUGACUCUAACAUCAUCAGCGAGGAGGUCUUCCUCGCUUGGGCUGAUAAGAAGUUCAAGACCGACAAGAAGUCCAGUGUCUACGACAAGAAGGCAGAGAAGAAGUUCAGAAAGGCAGCUCAGAAGUUCCUCACCUGGCUCCAAGAAGCUGAAGAAGACGAAGGUGAGGAGUCAGAAGAAGAGGAAGAAGAAAAUGAGGAAUUGACUGAAGAACAGAAGAAAGCCAAGAAAAUGGAACAGCUGAUCAAAGAAGAGAAGCUCAAGCAAGAGCAAGCUCUUGCUGAGAGCAAGGCCAAGGCUGAUGAAGAGGAGAAGCAGCAAGAAGAAGAAGGUCAAAAGAUCGACCUUAUGGCUGAUAAAGCAGAUGUACCUGAAGAAGAUGACUUUGAUAUUGACGAUAUUUAAUUAAAUGUGGGUGAUUUCAACCAUACAA